Messenger RNA from Macrosteles quadrilineatus (aster leafhopper), 6450 nucleotides. RefSeq names its product HEAT repeat-containing protein 5B-like. Bases 198 to 6269 code for a protein of 2023 amino acids. Gene Ontology annotation, cellular component: Golgi apparatus; endocytic vesicle; membrane. The transcript is spliced from 38 exons. The record is from RefSeq and is a predicted model, not a curated record. Lineage: Eukaryota; Metazoa; Arthropoda; Insecta; Hemiptera; Cicadellidae. Gene Ontology annotation, biological process: endocytosis; retrograde transport, endosome to Golgi; intracellular protein localization.
AGAUGGGACGUCGACGUCCGUAGAUCUCUAGAUCGUUGAAGUGGGUGAUUUUAUGGGCAUUAUGGCAUCAAUAAAGUGUCUGUUUUACUACUAAAUCUGUGCAAGGGUUUCUGAAUAGUAUAUUACUAACGGAGCAAUAGUAAAUAGAUACAUUAAUUAGGUGAUUUGAUUGGAAUCGAAGUACAUAAGAGUGAGCCAUGAUGGAACUUAGCCACAGCCUAACCCUUAACGAAGAAGCUUUAAAUCAACUUCCCGAGUCCAAAAGGCCAGUGUUCGUUUUUGAGUGGCUCAGAUUUUUAGACAAAGUAUUGAUUGCUGCACAAAAAAAUGACAUCAAGGGAUGUCAGAAGAAGCUUGUGGAACAGCUGAGCCAGCGGAUACAAGAAUGUCCCGGACCUCCGACUCGUCGUCUGGUUGCGCGAUGUCUUGCGACUUUGUUCAGUGUGGGCGACACUUUUCUGUUGUUCGACACUGUCAACAAGUGCAAUGACAUCUUGCGAAAUAAAGACGAUUCCCCGAGCUUCUUGCCAACUAAGCUUGCUGCUAUUUGCUGCAUUGGUGCCAUGUAUGAGAAGCUUGGACGUAUGAUGGGACGAUCUUACGAGGAGACAGUACAGAUCCUUAUCAAGUGCUUGAAAAGUGCAGAGUCCCAGACUCGUAUUGAGAUCAUGUUGACACUUGAAAAGGUUUGCUGCGGAAUGGGGAGCGCCAUUUCCAACAUGCACAAAGAAAUCUACAAAGCCGCAAAACACUGUCUUACUGAUAGAGUAAUGGCUGUCCGCUGUGCUGCCUCCAAAUGUAUAUUGGAGAUGUUGAACCACGCGACGUUCAUGCACACCACGGAGCUGGAGAACCUAGCAACUUUGUGUUUCCGAGCUUUCGACGGCUCCAACUAUGAGGUUAGGUGCAGUGUGGCCAAACUGCUGGGUGGACUGAUCGCUAUCACCCAGCAACAGCAGCCGAAAGCCAACCAACCAGUCGCCCAAAACAAGGCAGCCAAGCCAGUGUCUCUAGAGGAGGCUCUGACUGUGCUGAUGUCUGGGUUCCUCAGAGGCGGCGUUGGGUUCCUCAAGAACACCGGAGAAAUCAUCAAAGGCAGCUCCGGACUCAACAGGGAGGUUCGGGUCGGAGUGACCCAUGCGUACGUAGUGUUUAUCCAACUAAUGGGCAGCUCCUGGCUGGAGCGUAACCUGACCAUAGUUUUGGGUCAUGUACUGGACUUGGUGGCCAAUCCCAAGGCAGCGUCGUCCCAUGUGGACGCAGUUUACGCUCGCAAGUGCAUCAACUUCAUCCUCCGCUCAGUGCUCGGCCGCAUGUUGCCGGAGAAGGCUCAGAUAGCUGCUGUCAAAGAGAUGACGCUCAUUGUUGCCAAACAGAUGACGUCCAUAGAUUUUAACCCAGAGAACGCCAAGGACUGUAAUCAAGAGACUCUGUAUGGCCAACAUCUGCUGGUCUGUGCUCUACAGGAGAUGGCUUGUCUGAUAGAAAGUCUCGGCACCACGGCCAGUAACCUGCUAACCUCUUCCAACCUGAUAGAUGCAGUGAUGGCUGUACUGAUACACCCUUGUCAGGCGGCUAGGCUUGCCGCAGCGUGGUGUCUAAGAUGUAUAUGUGUGGCUGUGCCGAGCCAGAACACACCCGUUAUUGACAGGUGUGUGGAAAACAUAGAGAACAUGAGAUCAUCCCCAGAAGCCAUUGCAGGAUACAGCGCAGCGCUGGCCGCUGUACUGGGGGGAGUCAAACUUUCCCCCCUGGGGGUACCCCACACCAAAGGAAAGGUGAUCUUCAACACAGCAGAGGAGUUGCUUCGUAGCGCUAGUCAGAACAGUCGGCUCUCUCUAAACCGAACACAGUCCGGCUGGCUGCUUAUUGGUGCAAUUAUGGCUCUGGGAGUGCCUGUAGUGCGAGGCUUGUUGCCGAGGAUGUUGUUGUUGUGGAGAAACUCCUUCCCUCGGUCCAACAAGGAGUUAGAGUCCGAGAAAGCUCGUGGGGACGCCUUUACUUGGCAGGUUACUCUAGAAGGCAGGGCUGGAGCUCUGUCUGCCAUGCACAGUUUUCUGCUUUACUGUCCUGAACUGCUGACUGAUGAUAUCAUCAGGAGAUUGCUGACUCCCAUAGAGGCUGCCCUGGCAAUGCUCAUCAACAUCUCUUCGGUAUUGAAGAGCUACGGGCAGCAUUUGAAAGCUCCUGCUGCUAUGGUGAGACUACGGCUGUAUGAAGUACUAUCCUUGCUGCCACCCCAGUCUUUUGAAGGCUCCUACACACACUUGCUGCGACUACUUGUGGCGGAGUUCACGCUGAGUGAGAACUCGGCCAACACUACGACGUCCCAGCUGCGCUCCGUCUGUCACAUUGACGAGUCUGUUAUCCUGGGAUCCUGGCUGCAGGAGACAGACCAUCGCACUAUAGAGGAACAGAUGGACUCUGGUCGCAGAUCUGAUGGCGAACAUUUGCAGCCUAACAGUGCCGCUGGAUCGGGUGCUUUGGAACAUGAUGGCUGCUGCUUGUUCCGUCCCGUCCCUACAGGAGAGAAGAUCCCUGGUCCGUUGCCGCUGGGCGUGGCUGUGAUUGACGCCUCGGUCGUGUUGUUUGGCUGUGUGUUUCCCAGAGUGGCCAACAAACAUCGGCUACAGAUGCUGGAACACUUUGCCGAGUGUAUGAAGGCAGCCAAGAGUUGUCGCGCGGACGCCGUCACUCUCAAUGUGUUUGCGGCUCUGCUCUCAGGCCUCAAGGGGCUCACAGACAAUAAGGCUGGGAUUGGACAGGAUGACGUGAAGAAGAACGCAACUGCUUUGAUUAUUGGUGUGCUGACCAACGGCAGCUCCAUGUUGCGCUGUGCCGCCGCCGAGUGUCUGGGUCGCUUGGCGCAAGUGGUGGGAGACCCAAGGUUCACGGCUGAGCUAGCGCAGACAAGCUUUGACAGGUUGAAACUUGCUCGUGAUGUUGCCAGUCGGACAGGUCACUCGCUCGCCCUGGGUUGUCUACAUCGCUACGUAGGCAGUCUAGGUUCUAGUCAACAUCUGAACACCAGCAUUAGUAUACUACUUGCUUUGGCUCAGGACUUGUCUUCCCCUACUGUACAGGUAUGGGCGCUACACGCGCUGGCUCUAAUAGCCGAGUCUGGAGGACCAAUGUUGCGAGGUUAUGUAGAACCUUCACUCUCUCUGGCUCUCAAACUGCUACUCAACGUCUCCCAGUUCCAUGUUGAUGUACAUCAGUGCAUCGGGAAGGUGGUGUCUGCUCUCAUCACGACUGUGGGACCAGAGCUGCAAGGUAACAGCGCCAGUGUUUGUCUGACGCGCAGCUCGCUGCUGUGUGCGUGUGCCAUCAUGCAGGACCAUCAGGAGCCACUGGUUCAGGCGGAGGCGACAUCUUGUCUUCAACAACUCCAUCUGUUCGCCCCUCGUCACGUCAACCUGUCCUCACUGGUACCAAUGCUUUGUAAAACACUAGCCAGCAAUCACCUGCUGUUGCGUAAAGCCGCUGUUUCUUGCUUGCGUCAACUUACACAGAGAGAGGCAAAAGAAGUUUGUGAACAUGCUUUGACGCUGGCUGGAGAAUACAGGGAUUCUGACUCAGUUGAAGGUCUAGUGAUCACAGAGUCCGGACUGCCCGGUGUGUUGUUCUCUAUGUUGGACACUGAGACUGAUCCACGUAUGAUCAGAGAAAUCCACGACACUCUCACCUCCAUGCUGCAAGUGCUAGCUGCGGACAAUCUGUCCCAGUGGCUCUCGCUGUGUAAAGUCGUGCUCACUGUUGCCACAGACACCAACAGUAUUGGUGAGGGAGACGGUCUGUCAGUGAAAGGCGCAGAAGAGGGAGAUGAAGAAGAAGAAGGUGACGACGACCAUGCAGAGUUCCACACGGGCGAGUCGAGUACUCGUACGUUGGUUGUACAGCCGCGCUGGCCGACCAGGGUGUUCGCUGCGGAAUGUGUGCGACGUAUCGUGGUCGCGUGUCAGGCUUGCCGUAACACACCUGCACACUUUGACCUGUCCAUUGCCAAGGAGAUGCAGUUUACUAAGAGCCGAGGAGACUACCUUGUGCUACACCUGUCAGACCUCGUGAGGAUGGCCUUCAUGGCAGCCACCAGUGAUUGUGAUCCCCUUAGGCUGGAGGGACUACAAACUCUACACCAGAUCAUCGACAAGUUCGCCAAAGUACCAGAACCGGAGUUUCCCGGACAUUUGCUCUUGGAACAGUUCCAGGCCCAGGUUGGGGCCGCUCUGAGACCUGCGUUUUCACCAGAGACUCCGUCACACGUGACUGCCGCAGCGUGCCAAGUGUGUUCUGCAUGGAUUGCUUCCGGUGUUGCCCGCGACCUCAACGACCUCCGACGGGUCCACCAGCUACUAGUGUCUUCCCUCGCCAAGUUACAGAGAGUUUCAGACUCUCCGUACAUAUACAACGAGAGUCUCGCCACAUUGGAACGUCUCUCCAUACUCAAGGCUUGGGCGGAGGUGUACAUCGUAGCCAUGAGUGACACCAGCAAAGAAGGUGACCAAGAGUCCCGAGGCGAGAGUCUACUGUCUCUGGUGCAGCCGGAGCUAGUCAGUCUGUCACGCCAUUGGCUAGCAGCACUCAAAGACCAUGCGCUACUCUCAUUACCUCCAGAGUUUUCCAGCCAGUUGCCCCAUGAUGGCGGAGCGUUUUACACCACAGACACGAUGGACAGUUGUCGCCCCCACUACGCAGCCACCUGGCCCCCGCUACUGCACGCCGCAGCACUCUGGCUCAACGCUAGUGACUUCCACAUCGACAACGACACCGAGACACCCAGCAACCGCUUCCACCUACUGUUUGGUAUCUGCAUGGAAGCUCUAUGUAGUCCAAGGUUGUCCGAGCCUUCAGAAAACACUGUGAUUUGCUUGAAGGCCCUUUACACACUGUUUGAGGGACAGGAGCCGUGUAGAAUGCUGAUGGAAUCAAAAUCACUCUCUAUCGAACUCUGCAACGUCUUGCAUAGACAACUGCUGAUCACAACUGACAGUCCCGAGAAUCAGCUGUUGGUGAUAGAAGUGCUGAAGCAGGUGCUUAAUGCAGCGCAGGACUAUCUGGAUAAGAACAAGAAGAAAACACUUAGAGAGAUGGUGCCAGCCAACCAGGAGUCUCUGGCCCAGCAGGAGGUGGACUUGCUAGGUGAGGGAGGUGUGUUGGGAGAGCUACCUACCGAGAGUUCCCUGGUGUUUGCUGCUCUAGAGGUUUGUCUGUGUGCGCUGGUAGGACAGUACUCUGGACUGAGCCCGACUCCUCCACAUAUCAACACGUCACGACCUCGUCACCACUCUCCUCUGCUUGUGGCUAACACACUUGCCGUGCUGGAGCAGCUGCCUCGGCUGUGCUCACCACAAGGUGCUGUGUCUAUUCUGCCGACCCUGCUGUACCUGACCACCGGUGUGCUGAAGGAGUGUUCGACCAAGAGCGCCAGUGACUCUACAGUGUUGAGCGCCAGCCCGGUACUCAAGGCAGUGCUGCACUGUCUCAUGGUGCUGUGUACAGACAAGUACUGCCGAGAUGAGCGCUCCUCCAACCAGUGGAAGAGUCUGUUGCAGAGCGCACUGGCUAAGAUCAUCGACCUCACCAAGACAGGGUGUGAGGAGACCAAGCAGGAUGAGGUGGCCAUGUUGAUGGCAGUGUCAGUGUUUGUACUACAUGCCCCGCCAGAGGUGGUGUUGGCCCCCAAUCUGAGAUACCCUUGUAUCAACCAUAUGACUCAGUGUGCUCAAAGUUCAAACAUCCAGGUCCAGAUCAAGUGCAUGCAGACUUUCCGCAGCAUACUAGGUCACUCUGCAGCUAACGUCUCUGCGGGGUUCAUCCAUGCUCUGGCGCCCAAGGUGCUGCAGUAUCUGCAUGGUGAGCAGGCUCGGCGUGUGACCACCGACCUUGACCUGGUGCUUACCUUGGAGAGUCUCGGUGUAGUGGAGGCGCUGGUGCGUUUGGCAGAGCCGCAACACCGGAUCCAGAUGUUGAGUUUAUUGGUGCCAAUCUUGGUGGAUUACCUGCUAGAAACUCCAUCAGCCAACAAACAUUUGUGGACCCUACAUGAACAUUGUCUGCAGAUGCUGAAACAGAUCGGCCCUCAAUACCCCCAGGAGUUCAAGUCUAUCAUGGCACAGUCGGCCAACCUUCGUACAAGACUUGAAACUGCAAUACGCAAUAGUCAAACACAGAAACAGUCGCAGACCACUCAACGAACUGCCACGCAGAAAACCAACAUUACCACUCCAACGAUUAAGCUGAAGACUGACUUCCGCAAUUUUACCUCUUAAACACUUUCUUCCUGUGAUUAGAGUUAGCUAAUUAAUCUUUAGAAAGGUUCAACGUGUAGCCUAGAGUAUAUUUAUUGAAUUUUAAUGUUUAGGACUGUAGAUAAUUACCAAGUUGUUUGUAACAUUUUGAAUAUAAUUCUAGACCCUAUACCUUGUAAUAAUAUAAUUAUUUUAAAAACUG